This is a messenger RNA of Helianthus annuus (common sunflower), 753 nucleotides long. RefSeq names its product extensin-like. The record is from RefSeq and is a predicted model, not a curated record. The transcript has a single exon. The coding region runs from base 1 to 753 and encodes 250 amino acids. NCBI's taxonomy places the organism in Eukaryota, Viridiplantae, Streptophyta, Magnoliopsida, Asterales, Asteraceae.
AUGGGCCAUAACCCAUUAGGACCAGAAGACCACUUUCCUAGAGCCCAGGAUAUGGAUAUGGACGAGGAUCCAGAUCCAGAGCCUGCCGAGCCACCCAUAGAAAUUUCAGACGGAUCAUCUUUCCAUGGUUCGCCUUAUAGAGGCCCCGAUUCAUUUGCUCAAUGGUGGAGCAAUUAUCACCGGGAGUAUACACCUUCCCACCAUUCUUCACCACACCAGCAGGUCCCCUCAGAGGACCCACAUUUUGAGACGGUCACGCCACCGCCAGAGCAGCAACCGCCUCCAAAACCACCGAGGCGAAGAAAAUCAGGUGCACAGAUGUCCGUGCGAGGGGGAUUCCACUUCAGCUCCCCCCAACAUAGCACCAACAGCUACUACCCGCCGCUGUAUGAAGACCCGCAGAUGGGUGGGCCUUCAAACCCACUUUCAGAGGUCGGCUCUCCGCCAGUCGCACCAUCACCACACGUGGGUUUUGAUAACCCAAUUCCUUCAUACGCUGGUGCAGCGGCGUAUAACCCUUUUAAACAGCCGGCUUUUUCUGGCUACAACUACUACAACGCCCCUAGUGUUGACCCGUAUCUCGAGGCGGCAAACUACAAUGCUCUUCAUCCUGAAGGGCCCUUUCAAGCAACGUAUCCAACUGGAUACCCAGUAUAUGGGUAUCAAUACCUGCCACCUCUUCAGCCUCAGUCGCAGCAGCAGCCGCAGCCGCCACUUGUCCAACCACGCAGCAGGAGAUCCUUCAGAGGUUGA